Molecule: messenger RNA, 2532 nt
Organism: Pelodiscus sinensis (Chinese soft-shelled turtle)
Lineage: Eukaryota; Metazoa; Chordata; Testudines; Trionychidae
Source: RefSeq, a predicted model, not a curated record
GAAAUGUUUCCUGGCUGGCAACAGAGUAAGAACCAUCUUCUCACAUUAUUUUGGUGUAGAGGAUCAGACUUGGAAAUAUUCCACUUCACUGGUGUUAAAGUAUCCCUUGAAUGAGAAUGGUGUAAAAGGCACAGAGUGUUAUCUUACAGGAAUUCUGGGGGUGUAGAAGAAGCCUAACAGAACAAUUUAUACACCAGAAGACCAUCCAGCCAAUGAUGAAAACAAAGACGUUAUCACCCACUGGAAGUUAUAAUUGACAGCACCAUGUCCUCUAAAAUGACCAAACUAGACACUGCUUCCUCAGAGAAAUGGGAACAGAAGAAGCAGCGUAAUGUCUUGAAGAAACCGAGUGACCUACCCUUCAUCAGCACUGUCUGUCACUUGGUUUCCGCUAAAUAUACCUCCAUCAAAAAGAGACACUCAUGCUUCAAACUUAAGCUUACUGGGACAGCGAAAAGAGGGAAGCCCAUCAAUGAAGUUGUAAUCAGCAGUGCACAACCAGUGCUGACAACCCUUGAGCCCCAGGCUGCAACAGGAAAAUGUAAGGGUCUAGAUUCAGCGCAGGAGAAGCCACCUGUUCAUUGUGAAACCACUGAGCAGGUUGUUUCAGAUGCAAAGAACCUCAUGAUGUCUUCCAAAGUGAAGGAUGCAAAUGACGCUAUGGCCGACACAAUAAUAGUGGUUGUAGGCCCGACCAAAGACACCAUCCAAGCCAGUCUAGGGACCACCCAGUCAGCAGCAAUUAAUGCAUUUGCAGAAGAAGAUGGAGUGGCUUCUGCUCAGCAGCAGCAAGUGUAUGGCAAUUACCCAGCGCAUUUGGGCACCGGGAUGACCCAGUUCCAGCAAUAUGCUUACCAGCAUUUCCACAGCAUGGUGAGGGGUGCCGGCCAAACCAUCUGGGAGGCUCUUCAAACCAGUUACCUGAAUGUCCUGAAGAGGGUGGCCAGUCUCCCUGUGGUCAGCACUGCCUGUGACCUGGCUGCCACGGCCUACACCUCCACCAAGGAGAGCCAUCCCUAUGUGAAGUCUCUCUGUGACAUGGCAGAGAAGGGAGUGACCUCCCUAACCAGUGUUGCAGCCAGCAGUGAACAGCCAGCUCCACCUGCACUUAUGCAGAGCUUUCUAUGUGUGACACAAGCAGACUCUGUUCCUGUUGCCUCUGAAGAGCCAGAGAAAGUGGAGGAGAAUCUACCAACCAUUCAACAGACAGCUGAGAAGGCCAUGUCUGAUGCACAGGAGAUGGUAUCAUCCAGACUGACAGAUGUCAAGGAGAGCAUGAUCAGAGUGGUAGACCUGACCAAGGAGGCCAUGCAGGAUGGCAUGAAAACAACUAGAUCUGUGGUAGCAGAGGGCAUGAGCACCAUUGCAGACUCACGAAUGGGCCAGCUUGCCAUAAGUGGGAUGGAAGCAGUGCUGGAGAAAUCUGAAGCGCUCUUGGAUCACUAUCUUCCCAUGACUGAGGAUGAACUAGCGGAACUUGCAGAACCUGUGGAAGGGGCUGAAGUGUCUGCGGCACAACCACAAGAGCAUCGCAGCUACUUUGUGCGUUUAGGUUCCCUGUCCACCAAACUCCGCCAGCGCGCCUACCGCUAUUCCCUGGACAAGAUGAGACGCACCAGUCACAGCAUCAGUGAGGCGCUUUCCCAGCUUCAACAAACCAUGGGACUGAUUGAACAUUCCAAGCAAGGUGUGACACUACAGGAUGUCCAGGAGAAGUUCCAGCACAUGUGGCUCAACUGGAAGCAGCCAAAAGGCAGUGAGAUCAGAGACUUGGCCAACCCAGAGAUGGAGUCUGAGACUCUGGCCAUGUCCCGCAGCAUUCUCCAGCAACUGCAGGAUGCCUGCCGGGUGCUAGUAUUGAGCAUUCAAGGGCUCCCUGCCAACUUCCAGGACAAGGUGCAACAGGUGUCUCGCAAUGUGGGAGAGCUGCAUGCUUCUUUCUCCACUGCCCGUUCCUUCCAGGAUCUCUCCAGCAGCCUCCUGACCCAAAGCCAGGAGAUGGUGACCAAGGCUCAGGAAUAUGUGGAUGAGUUGAUGGCAUAUGUGAUGCAGAAUACACCUCUGUCUUGGAUUGUGGGACCCUUUGUUCCAUUGAGGAAGGGCUCUGAUUCCCUGGAACCCCAAAUCCAAGAAACUGAAGCUAAAGCUAAGGAAGUGGAAAUUGUAGCAGCAUCCAAAACUGAUAAGGAAGACCUGUGACCUGGAAAAACACAAUUUCAACUUUCACCAUGAAUUUGUGGACUCAUGCUUCCGACUCCUUUGGCUUUGUGUGCACCAGUCUACUUCUUCUGCAGGAUGGCUACUAUAACCUCUACCUAGAUUUCUGGAGGUACUAAUCCUCACCCUCCCUAGGAAGGGAUAUGGCUAAUGUACUUCAGCUGUCUCCUGGCCUUGUGUCCCCGAUGUUUAAAUCUGAGGGAAGGAUUGUUUAACUGUCAGGCUGUAGAUUAUUCAGGUGAAUGAACUAUACUUCUAAUGCUACAUGUUUGUUCUUGACAUGACCCUUCAAAAUAAAAUGUCACUGCAUUUGAA